UUUGUGAAUUUUUUCAGAUGGUACUGUGCCCAAUGUAUGUGCCCAAUGUACUGUAUUAAAGUUUUUAAUAAAAGAAAUUGCAACGAUGAUUUUAGAAGAUGAACCAAGUUUAAAAGCACAGGUUGAUAAGAGAAACUUUAUUCAAGAUAAUAAUUUGAGCCCCACGAUCAUGCUUAAUUCUAAUAUCGCUACAUGUUCUCCUUCCACCUCGACUCCAGCAGAGGUGUUGGUCAAGCAGGAGAACGAGCUUGACAAUAUUUGUGAAGCGAUGUAUGUACAUGAUCAUUGGGAAGCCGUUUUAGAUACGGAACAAAAGAAAGAGCAAAAUGCUCCGAGGCUUUCCCCAUUUUUUUUGCGUAAAAGUGUAAACGCGGAACUAAGGAGUCAUUUUGUUGUAUAUUUAAUCCGACUUGGCGUGAGUAUAACAUGGCACAGUUACGGACUUUCUAUACUUUCUAUUAAUAUAAUGAUAUAAAAACUUAUUGAAAGCGAUGUAAAUUUCUAUUUCAUGCUCA
Messenger RNA from Temnothorax curvispinosus, 515 nucleotides. RefSeq lists its product as uncharacterized. The transcript is spliced from 3 exons. NCBI's taxonomy places the organism in Eukaryota, Metazoa, Arthropoda, Insecta, Hymenoptera, Formicidae. The record is from RefSeq and is a predicted model, not a curated record. The coding region runs from base 86 to 475 and encodes 129 amino acids.